UUGGGCGUGGUUUGAAGCACGCCCACCGGCUCGUGCCUAUUCUUUUCUGCGGCGUGAUCGUCGCACGCGCCGCUUGUCUCCGCCUGAGCGCGCGAUGCGGAACAGCUCUGGGGGCUGAAGAGCGAUCCUGAUACCGGAGAGCGCGUGCACUUCACCCGGUAACGCUCAUCACGGGCGCGCGCGCGUGCUGGAGCCGUGACCAUGCGCCUCCAUUUAGAAGUUCAUUUGCAGAUCCUCCUGGCUGUUGGCCUGGCCAUCAUCUGCUUCUGUCUUGUGCUGGGCUGCAUUAUUUGUUGGCGUCGCAAGAAAUCCUACUCUUCUGACGCUAAAGAGGAGGAGUUUUACCUACAAUCUGCCACGUCAGAUCACGUGACUGUGACUCUCAGCUCGUCCCCGUCGAUCAAAAUUCUUCCAGUUAAACAGCAGUAUGAAGAGUUGGAUGGUGAUGUAUUGGACUAUCCAUUAGAGGCCAGCAGCUUUACACCAUCCGAUGACAGCCAGAGCAGUUUCCCGCACAUCUCAACCAGCUUGAAAAGCCCUCAGAAAUCUCGAUUCGCCCUCCGUCGCCUAAGCACCCCCUCCGCCCCCUGUUCUCCGUUUAAACCCAAUGUUCAUGGGCGAGCCUCCCUCCCGAGUAUCCCUAAAAUUAGCCUAGGGUCUAAAACACGCCGCGCUCUGGAUCGUCGCUCAACGGUGAUUGGAGACAGCUUUCUGACAGGUUCCUAUCCCGAGCAUUUGCCAUCUAUCCAACAGGGGGAGCUAUCUCCAUCUCAAUACAGCACCAGCCAGAGCUCCAGACGCAGCUCUAUCACGAACAAGCAACCUCCUACGGUUCAGUUCUCCUUGCUGUUCUGUCCAGCAGAUGGCACCCUCACAAUCACAAUCCUCAGUUUGCUCAAGGGCUCCAGGAGGCUCAGUGGUGCCAUGGUGCGAGCCAGCCUGCCCCCACUGUGCCCUGCUGCCCUGCAGGCAGUACCAUCACGCAGAAACAGCCUGAGCCUAGAACCUCAGACUCAGGUGUAUACUCUGAUGGUUGGAUCCGUAGAAGAGCUCCGGACCUGCACUCUCAAACUGGCCGUGUACGGUAAAGAUUUCUCAGGCCUCCGAGAGACACCGCUUGGUGAUCUAGAGCUCAACUGUAGUGAGAUGGACUGGGAGCCCGAUACCACCAUCACCUACGCCCGCCAGCUGAAUCCUGCUAGGAGGCGAGCAAAAAAGAGCCACAGUACUCAAGAGCCCUUGGGCACGUUGAGGACAUCAGUGUGCAUUUCCAAGCCUUUGGGUCAACUUUUUAUCCUGCUUCAGUACCAGACUCAAGCCCAUCGGAUUAAAGUGAUGGUGCGCAAAGCUGAAAACCUUGCCAAGCUGACUCGAAUGCCUGGGGCUGCAGAUCACUACAUCGUCAUCAACCUGCGUCAGGGGGGGAACGUGAUCAGUACUAAAGAGACGAAAGGGGCUAGUGGACCUAACGCCGUGUGGAACGCACCGUUCCUGUUCGAUUUACCACCUGGUGACAUCAUCAGACUGCCUCUGGUCCUGGAGUUCAUCGUUAUGCAGGGACGGCUCUACACAAAAAGUAGUGUACUCGGUCGUGUUCUGAUUGGCUCUGAGGGCCCGGAGGAAGGGCAACAGCACUGGAAGGAGAUGUGCAGCCGAGGGCAGGUGGAAACAGCACGAUGGCACACACUCCUCUCAGAUACACCCUAAAGCCAACUCAAAAUACUGGACAUCAUUUAUAACAGUGGGGUUUCUCAUCUCCAGCAGCAGCAGCAGCAUUUUAUUGGGACUCAUCCAGUGAUAAAGGAUGUAUUUAUUAUUGUGAUUGCAGUAUUUAUUCAUACAAAGUGUUGCAAAUGAUUUUAUUUUUACUAUAAUACUUUUCAAUCCACUUUCAUUUCAUUUGUGUAGUGUUUUUCAGUGUUGUCAUGAAGCCAGUGGUAACAAGAAGGAAAAAGGAUAAGCUACUGCCUAGAGAGAAAGCAAUUGUGGUCAUUUCUAAAAUAAUGUUUAGUUUUAUUAUGAAUAACUGAUGAAUAUGUAGUAUGAAAAGUCUAUAUGUUGUUUUCUUC
Molecule: messenger RNA, 2069 nt
Organism: Silurus meridionalis
Lineage: Eukaryota; Metazoa; Chordata; Actinopteri; Siluriformes; Siluridae
Product: synaptotagmin-5
Exons: 5
Coding region: 202-1707 (501 amino acids)
Biological process (GO): cellular response to calcium ion; vesicle fusion; regulation of dopamine secretion
Cellular component (GO): axon; synapse
Molecular function (GO): calcium-dependent phospholipid binding; clathrin binding; phosphatidylserine binding
Source: RefSeq, a predicted model, not a curated record